UUCUGCCUCGCGUCCGUCUCCUGCAUCCGCAGUCGCCGCCGCCGCCGCCGCGAUGAUGCAGUCGCACCACCCCUCGCCGGCGCGGCUGGGGCUGACGGCCUCGUCGCCGUCGCUCCCGCCCAACCCGGCUGCGGGGAAUCCCACCUCCUCGCCGCCGCAGGGCAACCCUAGCGCGGCGGCGGCCGUGGGCGCUGCCGCUGCCGCUGCACCAACCCUAACUACAUCGCCGUCGCUGCUGCCGCUCCUGCCGCCGCUCCCGCGGGCGCAGGCGCUCCUCCAGCUGAUCUCCGCGCUCGCCUCCAACCUCUUCGAGCUCUCGCCGAGCCGCGCCGCGUGGAUCUCGGCGUACCGGGGGUCACUCCCCACUUUCCUCCCCUCGCCGUCCUCCGCGCCGCCGCCGCCGCUCCCGGCCCCGAUCUCCUCCACCAAGGAGGCGCUGUCGCUGCUCAACACGCUCCAGACCCAGCUCUUCGAGGCCGUCGCCGAGCUGCAGGAGACCCUCGACCUGCAGGACGCGCGCGCGCGCCUCGCCCGCGAGGCGCGCGCCAAGGACGCCUCGAUCCUCGCCUUCGCCAAGAAGCUCCGCGAGGCGCACCACGUGCUCGACCGCCUCGUCGACGACUACGCCGACUACCGCCGCGACCCCAAGCGCCCGCGCGGCGCCGCGGCGGCGGACGACCCCGAGCCGGUGUCAGACGGCGACUUUGGCGCGUCGCUGCACUCCAAGCUCAACCUGGACGACGUCCUGACGUACGCCCACCGCAUAAGCUACACGACCUUCGCGCCGCCUGAGCAUGGUGCUGGGCUGCCUCUGCGUGGGGCGUUGCCGCCUGCUCCUCAGGAAAAUGAGAUGAGGAUGUCGCAGCUGUAUCAAUUUGCGGAUUUGGAUGUUGGAGUGCCGAAAUCCCAGGAAGCAAAGGAGAGGACUGCAGCAGAGGGAGAUGCCACUCCGCUUUUUCAGCCUUCACCAACCCAGGAGGCAGCUGUGCUACCAAUCACUGUGCCGCAUCCGCAUGGGUGGCGGAACGGGGCGCUGCCUCUCGAAAUCCCGUUGCCGCCGCCUGGAUGGAAACCCGGGGACCCGAUCACUCUACCGCCGGAUGGCAUUCUGGCUGGUGUCAAGGGUGAGGAGCCACGGGCCAGUGUGCAACAGAUGCCGGUUGUGGUGCCAGCAAUGGUGCCGAAGGCACAAGAACCGAUACAGGUUCGGCAUGUUGAUCUUGACAUUAACAAUAGUUCUAGCAGUGAUGAGUACAGUAGCGACGUCGGGAGCUCUGAAGAAGAUGAUGAGGAUUAGUUCCUUGGUAAGCUAUUUUAUGAUUCAUGUUUCCAUGCCGUUGUAGGUCAUGUACUAGUAAGAACAAAUAAUGCAAGCUCUCAUACAUGAUUAUUCAAGAUCAUGCAGCAAUAUACUGGUAUUGAAUAGAAUUGGGUGGCGUAUCAUGUAUGUGUUGAUUAAUUAAACCAUCUCACUAGUCAAUUUGCUUCGAUAUAUGUAAUCAAGCAUGAUGGUCUAAUUUCCUCAGGAUGUGCUGGUGUUGUAUCGUCAGAAACAUGGCUUCUUUUAUGGAUAUUUAAACUUGAACAUGGUGUGUUU
This is a messenger RNA of Oryza sativa Japonica Group (Japanese rice), 1597 nucleotides long. Its product is annotated as mediator of RNA polymerase II transcription subunit 4. Lineage: Eukaryota; Viridiplantae; Streptophyta; Magnoliopsida; Poales; Poaceae. Gene Ontology annotation, cellular component: core mediator complex; mediator complex. Gene Ontology annotation, molecular function: transcription coregulator activity. Gene Ontology annotation, biological process: regulation of transcription by RNA polymerase II. The record is from RefSeq and is a predicted model, not a curated record.